Peniophora sp. CBMAI 1063 is the source of this 441-nucleotide messenger RNA. The record is from the annotation of a GenBank genome assembly. NCBI's taxonomy places the organism in Eukaryota, Fungi, Basidiomycota, Agaricomycetes, Russulales, Peniophoraceae.
AUGGCACCCAAGCCCGCAUCCACCGCCGGCAAGGCUCCCGCAUCCACCGCCUCCAAGGCGCCGGCCAAGACGACUUCUGAGGGCUCCAAGGCCGCGAAGAAGACCAAGGCGGCGGCACCCGCUGACGGCGAGAAGAAGAAGCGUCGCAAGGUCCGCAAGGAGACGUACUCCUCUUACAUCUACAAGGUCCUUAAGCAGGUCCAUCCCGACACUGGUAUCUCCAACAAGGCGAUGGCCAUCCUUAACUCCUUCGUCAACGACAUCUUCGAACGCAUCGCAACUGAGGCAUCCAAGCUUGCAUCGUACUCCAAGAAGUCGACCAUCUCUUCCCGCGAGAUCCAGACCGCAGUACGCCUUAUCCUGCCCGGUGAGCUUUCGAAGCACGCCAUCUCCGAGGGUACCAAGUCGGUCACCAAGUUCUCCAGCGCUGGCGCCAAGUAA